UGUGAGCGGUGGCAGCGGCGGCGGAUCGGCCAUGCGGUGGCCCCGCGGCCCCCGCGGCGCCUGGCGGCUGCUGCCCCGGCGCUCGCUGCUGGCCGCGCUUUUCCUCUUCUCGCUUUCCUCCUCCUUUCUCUACUUCGUCUAUGUGGCGCCGGGCAUCGUGAACACCUACCUCUUCAUGAUGCAAGCCCAAGGCAUCAUGAUCCGUGAAAACAUGCGAACAAUAGGAGCUCAGGUGUACGAGCAGGUGGUCCGCAGUGCCUAUGCCAAGAGGAACAGCAGCUUGAAUGACUCAGAUUAUCCUUUUGAUCUGAACCACAAUGAUACCUUUCUGCAAGCCACAACGUUUCUUCCUGAAGACUUUACCUACUUCCCCAACCACACCUGUCCCGAAAGGCUCCCUUCUAUGAAGGGCCCCAUCGAUGUAAAUAUGAGUGAGAUCACAAUGGAGGAUAUCCACCAGUUCUUCUCAAAAGACCCUUCCAUCAAGCUGGGAGGCCACUGGAAGCCAAGCGACUGCCUGCCUCGCUGGAAGGUGGCGAUCUUGAUCCCAUUCCGCAAUCGAUACGAGCAUCUUCCCGUCCUCUUCAGACACCUUAUUCCCAUGCUGCAGCGUCAACGUUUACAGUUUGCCUUCUACGUUGUGGAACAAGCUGGAAACCAACCCUUCAACCGUGCCAUGCUCUUCAAUGUUGGCUUUCGGGAAGCAAUGAAGGACUUGGACUGGGACUGUCUCAUCUUUCACGAUGUGGACCACAUACCGGAAAACGACCGUAACUAUUACGGGUGCGGGCAGAUGCCGAGGCACUUCGCAGCCAAGCUGGAUAAGUACAUGUAUCUGCUUCCUUACAACGAGUUCUUUGGGGGAGUGAGUGGCCUGACUGUUGAGCAGUUUCAGAAGAUCAAUGGUUUUCCUAACGCCUUCUGGGGUUGGGGCGGUGAAGACGAUGACCUCUGGAACAGGGUGCAGUACGCAGGCUUCUCAGUGACUCGACCAGAAGGAGACACAGGGAAAUACAAAUCAAUUCCUCACCAUCAUCGGGGAGAAGUGCAGUUCCUAGGAAGGUACGCCUUGCUGAGGAAGUCAAAAGAAAGGCAAGCCCUGGACGGCCUCAAUAACUUGAACUACUUUCCAAACGUCACCUAUGACGCCUUGUAUAAGAACAUCACUGUUAACCUGACACCGGAGCUGGCUCUGGUGGCCGAAUAUUAAGUGGAGAAAAUAACUUUGCUCUGCCCUUCACCAAGAAAGCACCACGCUAGACUUUCUUUCCCAAGGGUUAUCGAGGACAAGCUACACUUUGUCUAAUGAAGGAUCACAGUAUUUUGGAGAAUAAGGCUGAAAGUGCACGCACAAAUUGCCCUAGCUGUACCAAUCCAGCCCGACGCUCCUGCGGCGAGCUCAGCAGUCUCUUUCUGUUCUCUGCCACUUGCUUUCUGGGUUCCGGGACGACAGUUCAACCUGCUGCUCUCAUCUCCACAUUCCUCCUCCAGCAGUCUCCGGCACUGGGACUCGCCUCGGGUGCGCUCUCUCCUCCGGGAAGCAGCUCAGCUGGGAUACUCUGGCUUCUCGGUGGUGAUCGUCGGGAGCCGUUCAUUCGGCAGCUGCCCUGGGGGGAGAGGAAACGACUUCUGACGCCGUUCUUCUACGUCUGUGUGGGUUUUUUAAUGACCGCUUGAAGUCUAUCCAACAGAAUCGCUUCUUAAAGAAGUGUAAGUGUAAAUAGGCUGUGUAAAGUGCCCCUUUUUAUUUUCCUCCUACGGCUCAAAUCCAAGCUAGAGGUUUACAUACGGUCACUCAUUUUAGUCCUGAAUUCUGUAAACACUUGUGUGUGUGCAUCACUGUACUUGUGCAAGGUGUUCCCUUUUAAGCCAGUGAGACUGCUUGCAUGAUAUAGCUGUGCAUAUGCAGAAAUGUUUGUGGGACAGGGCCCUGAGCUUUCCGGUGUAGCAGAUGAGCAAUACAGCUGUGUCAUUGUUCAUUCCAGAAACCACAGGGGUGGCUUUAUCCCGGGAGACUGAGGAAAUGGGAGUUUUUUCAGGAAUAUUCCUCUUUCUGUCAUGAUGUGCAAAUGAAUCCAAAAGUCCCAGGGAAUAAAACUCCUUGCCUGUUUCUGUCUGCCCAACUGAUGGCAAGCGUGAGCACGGCAGCUUGCUAAAGAGCUUGCACCCGUGCUCCUGCUCGAGUCACAGCCCCGGGAUGGCUGCUCCUGCCCACAUACUGCCCUUUGGAAGGGACAGCAGGCCCCACCAAAGCCACCUGGGACCAGCCAUGCCCUGCUGUCACCCCUGUAAUGCGACAGUAUGGUGUAGGAGUUGAUUUUUAGUUUGUGUUGAGGGUGUAAGUCUAGCAGCGUGCUGAAGUGCUGUGGGAACCAGACACUGCACUUGGUUAUCUCUGUUGGCACCUGGCAGUGCUUUCAUGGGCACAGCUGCUAGGGCAGUCUGUUGUAGGUCAGUAAAUGAGGGACAUGAAGGACAGGUGGACCAAGCCCAUGAAAGCGUGAGGACUGGGAACCAGAGAGCUUGGUCCAACACUCUCUUCAGCCAUCCAUGCUGGAAUGUCUGCUCCCUUCUCCCAGCUGCCAUCCCCUAUUUCCCACAGCCCCUGUGGGCAGGCUGGGCUCCAGGCUCUGCUCCCAUGGACACUCAAUCCAGUCGUGACACAGCACCAACCCAGGCACUUUUACUGGACCUCUCUGACUUAAAAGUAAAUACAUUGGGGUUUGCUCUUUAGUUUGUAUUUAUACAUAACAACUGUGGGUACUUAACCCCCAGAGUACUUUAACUUUCUUUUUAUUGCAUUGUUUGCCUUUGGUUUCCUUAACUUCUCAUGGUUUACAUUGUUCUCGGUUCCAUGGACGUAUGAUCCCCAUAAGCAUCUGUUGUGGGUGUGACUGCCCAGGGCAUUCCUAACCUGUAUCCAGAAAAUGUUAGUUUAUAAAACACGAGUUCUUGUGGAUCUUAUCAGCUGGUAUGAGAGGACAGCAAGCCUGCCCUUGAAAAGUGCUGAUAGCUUUGUCACUUAGGUUUAAAGUCUUUGAACUUACAUGUGCUUUAAAUUUGCUUCCCAAGGGGAUUCAACCUGGUUAUUUAUAGGCAGAGGUGAGGAUUUGCUUUUUACAGCACAUAUAGCAAUAAAGACUUUUUGCUUCUGAAUCUUGAUCUCUAAUUCACGUGGACCCUUUUCAGAUGCUGAACCCACGUUUGUCCUGCCCCUUUCUUCUUUCAUCUUGAGACCUUGCUAGAAAUCUGUCUUUGCUUAAUGGUGCUUCAAAUAAGGAAUGUAUUUCUACUAGUCCAAGUUCACUACCCCUGGAGUCAUGCAUGUGUGUGUGUGAGUAGGUUUUAAACUAACUUAGUCGGGAUCCUCAGCCUUCGAUGUGUACCUGACACCCAUCGCACCUUGUGUUGAACAAAAAGCCGUUACCUCUGCUCAGAAAUGCACUCUACGGUUGGCACAAAAGGGUCCACCCCCCCUCAGCAGCAUCCCUCUUCAUAGCUCCUUUGUUCUAAUCAUGUUGAAUUUUUUUUUUUUUUUUUUAAAUUUUGGGGUUUUUUUUUUUCCCUUUUUGAGAUGUGGAAUAUCUGAAAAUGUGCACUGUUAAUCUUAUCAGCUAUGUCAAAUACUGUAUAGUAAAUGUAACUGUUAAAAACAUACUGUCAAGCGCAUGUGCUGUUAUGGUGUAAAAUUUCUCGUGUUAAGGAGAACUUGUACAUAUUUUGGCAGCUGAAGUUCAACAAGGCCACUCGUUUUGCCCCUUUGGUGUCGACACUGUCGGUCAGCCCUGCUGGAGGGCGGGUCCUCUUCCAUGCUGAUUUCUUUUUUGUUUUUAAAUGAACCAUGUGGGUUUUAUUUGCAAAACUAUUUAUUGACAGUCGAUUACCUAUAAAGCUCUGCUUCUCUAAGGGAGGUACCAUCUGAGCAACAGCCACGUGCUCCGAGUCACUCAUCAUCAGAAGUGGCUUGAAACUCUAAAGUAGCUUUCCAUCAUCAUGGCUUGUGAGCUUACUGUUAUGUUUUUAAGAGGUGCCAGGGGGACGUUUUUGCACUGAAGACUAGUGUUUUAAAACACACACACACUUCUCAGCAAAGCAAUCCUUUGUGUCAUUACAUUUAUUUACCCAUGUGUUUGUACAUUUUUGUAUUUGUUAAUUUAUGAAUGAUUUUUUCAGUAAAAAAUACAUAUUCAAGAA
This is a messenger RNA of Pogoniulus pusillus (Red-fronted tinkerbird), 4194 nucleotides long. It is a transcript of the gene B4GALT5, whose product is annotated as beta-1,4-galactosyltransferase 5. Gene Ontology annotation, molecular function: UDP-galactose:glucosylceramide beta-1,4-galactosyltransferase activity. Gene Ontology annotation, cellular component: Golgi apparatus. The coding region runs from base 32 to 1210 and encodes 392 amino acids. Gene Ontology annotation, biological process: carbohydrate metabolic process. The record is from RefSeq and is a predicted model, not a curated record. The transcript is spliced from 9 exons. Lineage: Eukaryota; Metazoa; Chordata; Aves; Piciformes; Lybiidae.